AUGGAGCAUGAAACAGAGAAGGAGUCAGUCUUCAUCACCCGCGCAACCGAGUCGCCCUUCUGUUACAGGUUUCAGCUGUACGCGCAGCUGCUGUUGCUGCUGCAGCAACAGCACCGUCAACAGCAGCUGCAGCAGCAGCAGCAGCUGAACAAGCGACAGCUUCAGGUUCCCAUACCAUUUCUUGCGCUAUAUAGGGCCAUCCCAGAGAGCCUCCGUCUCUUUGUCAAGCAGCAACAACAACAGCAGCAGCAACGGCAGCAACGGACUCAGGAAAGGGAGGAACUGAACAAUGAGUGGACCUUCUCCAUGACAAUACGCCGCCAGAGCGAUGGUCUCCUACUUUUGCUGCAAGUGGCUGUCUAUACGCCUGGUUUCAUCCGCCUCCGGCUCUCAGAGCAUGUGGAGCGGCAGCGGAUUGAACAGCAACAAAAGCCCCGGCACUUCGUUGCAGAGCUGUUGUUGGACCGGCAGCAGCUGCUGCAGCAGCUUGUGCCGACAUGUUGUGUGCAGCAGGAGGUAGACAAGACGCUCAUCGUCGCAGAGUGCAUAACCCCAACUGCAUCAGCGGCAGCAUCAGCUGCGAAAGCACACUCUUCUGUUGCCGUUGCUGCAGCAUCAGCGGCAAAGGGACAAAGAGCUGAGGCAGCUGGAGCAACAACAAACCUGGAUUGCAGCGCUCAGGAUGCGCUCAGUUCGGAAUGGCUUCAACACGGGAUCUGCAGCAACACAUCAAAGGCAUCGUCGGGAGGAGGGGCACAAUAUGCAGCAGAAGCAGCCCGACACACUGCCGACGCCCCCUGCAGCUUUGAGCUAAGUGUGUGCGUUCACCAUGAGCCCUUUGCGGUUUCUCUGCAGCUCAACGGCAGAGAGCUCCAGCGCCUGAAUGCGCAGCAGCUUCUUAACUGGGAAAGUGUCGGCACUGACAGGCAAUGGAGAUCUGCUGCUGCUGCAGUCUCUGCUGCUGUUAACCCUCACAAGGAACACCAGCAGCAGCCGGUACAACUGGAGUCCCACGACGCACGGAGAGCUACGGCGUUUAAGGCUGGCACCUCAGAAGAUAGUAUGGCAGCUCUGAGGGAUCCUCAGGGCAUGCAAACCAUCGCAGUAGCGCGAAGCUCAGCGGAAAUGUCUCACAUGGCUCAUAAAGUAAAUGCAGCAGCAGAGGAAGCAGCGGCAGAAGCAGCAACUUUGAAAGCAGCAGCUUCCCAUGCAGCGGCAAAAGCUGCAAGAGCAGCAGCAACAGCAGCAACAGCAGCAAAUCCAACUUUGGAUGAAGCGGCACCGGAAAAAAGGAAAAAAGCAGCUGCAGACGCAGCUGGCGCAACAGCAGCUGCUGCGGCGUCAGCAGUAGGUGCAGCAGCCCUGGAAGCAGCAACUGCUGCGAAUUUAGCAGUAGAAGCCGCAGAAGCAGCAGCAACAGCAGCUGAUUUAUCGCCUUCCAAGCUGCGAGAUGCGAUAGACGUGGAGUGGAGGCCGCCAGCUGCUUCUUGCCGUUUCGCUGCUGCUGCAGCGCACCCCAUUGCUGCUAUGCUGCGGGCUGAAGAGCAGCGAGACGUACCUAUGGAGCAGCAGGAGCUGCUGCAGAAGUUGUUGCAGGCCUCACAGAAGCAACUACUGCAGCAAGCUGUGCAAGAGGAGAAUCAGUCUGAGGAGGAGAGACUGUGGCGUGCAUGCGGCGUCGGCGGUGAUAUUUCAUUUCUUGAUGCUGUUGGGGUGUAUGGACUCUACGAGCACUCAACAAGUUACCGCCUCGAAAACUACACCGAGCCUUACAGGCACGUACCUUAUCUUUGUAUUCGACUUGUAUUGUUCAACGUGGACGCCUACGGCUGGGACCCCGAUAGCCCAUCUUCUCUUUACGCUUCCAUGCCUCUUCUGUUUGCUACACACGCGGGAGGCUCCAACGGGGGCCGUCAGGCCUCUGCUUUCGUUUUCCUUAACUCUGCAGAGACUUUCUUCAGAGUAAACUACGAACAGGCCCCGGAACAACAAGAACAGCAGCGGCACGAGCACCAGCAACGGCAGCAGCAGCAAGAAGGCGUCAUUCCCUGUUGGUUUUGCAGCGAGGGCGGAGAGUUCGAGUGCCUGCUUUGCUGCGGGCCCUCCCCUGUGGACGUCCACCGCCAAGUGCAUGUAGCGCUGGGGCUGCCCAUGCUGGCCCCAAUCGGCGCGCUAGGAAAGCACCAGUCCAGAUGGGGAUAUGCCGAAGAGGUGAGAAGCAAGAGGGCAGGAAGAAACAGGCAAACUAAAAGGUGGAAAAGGCAGCCAGAACAAAUAGAAACACGCAAACCAACAGCCAGACAGACAGAAAAACAACCAGAAAGAACAAAGCGGGACAAGCAAACAGAGAAACCCAGUCAGAGCCAGAAACAGAAGGAUGCUCAAGAAGCGGUGCGCGGGAUGGACUCUUAUGGGGUUCCGUUCGACGCUUUGUGGCUAGAUAUCGACCACACGCCUCACUGCAAGUACUUUCUAGAGGACACAAGCAGAGUUGAUCUCAAACAGCUUGCCGGCGAGCUUGAAGCAAAUCAAAGAAUGCUUGUGAGACGCAUGCACCAGUACCAGCAAAAGCAACACCAAGUAGUCAUAGCAGAUCCUCACCUACGAAUCGAAGUCGGCUAUCCUCUCUUUGAGGAAGCGGUGCAGCAAAAGCUGCUUAUCAAUAAUUUGGGCGGGCUUCUGCGUUUGGCCAGACUACCUGCGUCAAAAGGUAAACUCACCAUGUUGAUCCUGUACCAUAGCUGGAAAGGAAUAUCGAACUUGGGCUUAUGGAACGACAUGAACGAGCCCUCCAUAUUUGGUUGCAAGGAGCUGACGUUGCCAAGGGGAGCCCUCCACAAAGCCGACCCAGUUCCUGCCGCUGCUGCUUCAACUGCGUUGGCUGCAAAGAAGGGCGGUGACAUUGAAGAACGGGUAGAGCACUGGAGGGUUCACAAUCUUUACGGCCUGUUGCAGCAAAUUGCGUCCUACGAGGGCCUCUUAGCUCGCAGUCAAGGGACUCGCAGGCCAUUCCUUCUCUCCAGAGCUGGCUUUUUGGGUUCUUGGCGGUGGGCCUUUUUGUGGACUGGAGACAAUGAAGCAUCUUGGGCUCACCUGCGCUGUGUAGUGCCGAUGACGUUAUCUGCUGCUGCUUGCGGGCAGUCUCUAGUAGGUGCUGACGUGGGCGGAUUUAUUGGAAGUACAGGCCCCGAGUUGCUGCUCCGGUGGCACCAACUCGGUGCAUGGCUCCCUUUCUACCGAGUCCAUUGCGAAAAGGCAGCAGCGAAGAGAGAGGCCUUUAGAGACAGUCUCCUUUUGCCUUUUGUGCGCAAAGCAGUGCUUGAAAGAUAUAGAUUCAUGCCCUACUGGUACACUCUGUGUGCGGAAUAUUCUUUCUUCGGCGACCCUAUCGUAAGACCCAUAUGGUGGCUAGACGCUUCGGCAGAAGCAGCACGUGCAGGAAGCAACAUCAGCAGCAGCAGCAGCACGCAGCCGUUUCUUGUGGGCAGUCAAAUCUACGUACAGCCCAUUCUUCAUUCCAUGCUGCCAAGGGAGACACAGCAGCAGCAGACAAAAGACACUAGCAAGCAGCAUGCACACGAGGAGGCACGGCAGCUGCAUGAACAGCAGCAACAGCAGCAGCAUGAAAUACAUAUGCAUCAGCAGCUUACCGAGCUGCAUCUUCCUAGAGGACUGUUGUGGUACGACGCGGAUACGGGCUCGGUCUGCUGCAGUCAGUCCGCGGCAACAGCUACAGGCCAACCAGAAACAAAGUCUGCACCAAGUUGCAGCUUUCCACUAACUUUACGACGCAUUCCUGUCUUCGUGAGGGGCGGUGCUAUUGUUGCCACUCGAGAGGCACCGAGCAAGUCGGCCCUGCUCUGCAUGCAACAGCCGCUCACGUUGCAUGUAUAUUUGAGCCCAGAAGGUGCAGCCGAAGGGAGACUAUAUCUCGACGAUGGCAUUUCAUUCCAAUGCACAAAAGGACGCUUUCUGUAUCUCAGGAUUAGGGCCCGCACACUGCAGCACCAGCAAGAGCAGCAGCAAGCACAGCAGCAAGAGCAACGCCAACAGGAUCCACGCAGCAGCAGCAGCAGCGCAUCAAAGGGACUUCUCAUCUGGCCUGAGUCAGAGCCUCUCCCGUUGGGAGGUCCUACGUGCCCCUGGGUCUAUGGAGCGCUCAGUCCUGGGGAGUCGUUCAAUGCAUGCAUAUCGCAUGUGGCAGUUUGGGGUGUGCGGACCCCGCCUGCCUCAGCUGUACUUAGAGAGAGGGGUUCGGGGCAGCGGCCGCUGGAGUUUUCCGUCUCUGCCCUGCCCCUGAACCCCAGAGAAGACGAGCUGCGGAAGACCCAAGAAGCGUUCAUCACUGCAGCGGCUGCUGCGCCCUGCGCUCCUGCGGCUACUGGCAUAGCAAAAGACGCCGUUCCUGCUGCAGCUGCUGCUUCUGAAGCACCGGCAACAUUCAAAGCAAAUGCAGAGCAAGCUAAGCGGCAAAUGCAACAGAAGCAGCACGCAGCAACUCGGGAACACCUGGCGGGCCUCCUGCGGCAGAAGACGGAGAGUGAUGAGCUGCAGCUGCAGCAAAAGCACCAGGACGCCUGUUUCGGUCAUCCGCUCUAUAGAGUCCUCAUUGAGACCCCUGGGGCGCUAGCGACAGACCCGAUUUGGGCUAUUGAGCUGGUCUGGUAG
This is a messenger RNA of Eimeria tenella, 4668 nucleotides long. RefSeq names its product alpha-glucosidase II, putative. Gene Ontology annotation, molecular function: alpha-glucosidase activity. Gene Ontology annotation, biological process: N-glycan processing; carbohydrate metabolic process. Bases 1 to 4668 code for a protein of 1555 amino acids. NCBI's taxonomy places the organism in Eukaryota, Apicomplexa, Conoidasida, Eucoccidiorida, Eimeriidae. The record is from RefSeq and is a predicted model, not a curated record. The transcript is spliced from 12 exons.